Papaver somniferum (opium poppy) is the source of this 1317-nucleotide messenger RNA. Its product is annotated as basic leucine zipper 4-like. Gene Ontology annotation, cellular component: nucleus. The record is from RefSeq and is a predicted model, not a curated record. Bases 591 to 1142 code for a protein of 183 amino acids. Gene Ontology annotation, molecular function: transcription cis-regulatory region binding; DNA-binding transcription factor activity. Gene Ontology annotation, biological process: positive regulation of DNA-templated transcription. The transcript has a single exon. NCBI's taxonomy places the organism in Eukaryota, Viridiplantae, Streptophyta, Magnoliopsida, Ranunculales, Papaveraceae.
UUGAGUUGAGAUCUUGAUGCGAAUCUGAAAACUGUACUACCUUCUUCUUCUUCUUCUUUAUCGUCGACCUAUAAUAAGACACCCUGCUCACCGUAAGUGCUCUUCCACCCGAUCACCACCACAACUUGGCAAUACACCCUUUACAAAUGUCAAAAACUUAGCGGAUCCCAAACUUACAGGAAACAACUAUCAUCAUCACUGCCGUACAAUCUAAAUAGAAACGUGGUCCAUGUGAUGCCCACCAUUUGUAAAUUGCAUCUAUAUCUUCGCGAUUAAGCUAAUCAAAACAGUGGACGGACCCAUAUGCUUUUCCCCCAGCCCCAGAAGUUAAAGGUGUGACCUGACUCAAAUCUCUCAGAAAUCCCAUCUGUAGAUCUUACUCGUUUACGCUAAAUGACAAUACCCCUGUGCUAACAUCAGCAUUGUCUUCGAGUGGCCUCUUCCAGCGUCAAUAAAAUAGCCAUCUCUUACACUUCGUUCCUUCCGUUUCCCUCUCCACUCUCCCUCAUACUCCUUAAUUUUUAAGCUUGUGGUUUGAUUCUUAGUGUCUAAAUAAGUAGUUUUCCGGUCAUCAAUAGUCAGAGUAAGUCAUGUUGACAUCAUCAGUCGGAUAUGGAAUCCCACCUGCCGAUUUCGCGAGUGGUUUUACACCAUGGGAAGACCAAGAGUUUAUGUCAUCUCUUUUCCUACCUCAGCAGCAAGAUCCUAUAUAUUCCUCCAAUAACAAUAGCGGUUCGGAUAAUGAGCCAAACCAACCCGCUAGUAAUGAUAGUAAUAAUGAGUUAGUAGUGGUUGAUGAGCGUAGAAAGAGAAGAAUGAUAUCGAACCGGGAAUCAGCGAGACGGUCUAGAAUGAGAAAAGAAAGACAUUUGCAAGAUUUAAGGAACCAAAUGAACCGGAUGAAAAUUGAGAACCAGGAUUUGGCGAACCGAUUUGCGUUUAUUAAUCAUUCUAAUCAGGUCUUACGUAGAGAUAAUGAUCGGCUUCGUUAUGAAUCUUCGUCUCUUCGUCGUAGAUUAUCUGAUAUUCGUCGGACAUUGAUUUUUCGACAGCUCCAAUCUUUAUCUUCUUCUUCGGUUUCUACUACUACUAGUGUGCCGUUUAAAACAGUUGGUGAACAACUUCACUCGUUGAUUGCAUAAUCAUAUGAUUUUUAAGUGAUACGAGCGUCUGCCUUAGCUAGUUAGAUAUGGAAUCCUAAUAUAGAACAAUUAUAGACGUGUAAAAUAUAUUAGAUUUAUUUUCUUUUUCUCCUUUGUGCAUUAUUAGAUGUAUUGUUUCGUCAUGAGGUUUUGGAAAUGGUGGCGGGGUUUGGAA